Plasmodium knowlesi strain H is the source of this 4779-nucleotide messenger RNA. Its product is annotated as conserved Plasmodium protein, unknown function. The transcript has 9 exons. NCBI's taxonomy places the organism in Eukaryota, Apicomplexa, Aconoidasida, Haemosporida, Plasmodiidae. The coding region runs from base 1 to 4779 and encodes 1592 amino acids. The record is from RefSeq and is a predicted model, not a curated record.
AUGCAUAAUCCUAACAGGAAGAACUUUUCGAAUAUACAAAAGAAAAAAAACGUUAAUUACAUUUUUCAAAUAAGAAAAGACAGAAGUGAUCAAACUCCUUACACACACACAACAUAUAGUAGCGGAAACCAUUCCAAUUCUAUGGUUAAUCCAAAAUUUCCAACUAAUGGAAAUAGACGAAAGGAAAUGAAUGAUGAAACGAUAUAUGGUUACAGCAACAACGAGGUUAAGAAUAAAAUUUUAGACAAAGAAAAUAUGAUAAAGAAUAAAGUUUAUAACAACGCUAGCAGUAGUUUGAAGAAGAAAAAUUAUUAUGAAAAACUAAAUGCCACCAAUAAUGAGGAAAAAGAAUUUGUCAAGCAGAAGAAUGCUGUUCUCAGUGAACACAUUGGUAAAAAUUACAUCGACAAAGAGUAUGGCGACAAUAAUAAUUUGACGAAGGAUCGAUCCAAGUUUCGAAGAAUAGGUUAUUGUAAUGAGGAGAAUAAUUUAAAAACGAAUUCUGCGUAUGACGAUGUGAAUAAUGCUGUGGCUAGUAAGAGUGGUGUGGUCAAUGUGAGUGGAAUCGCGCCUCAUCGGAGGUUUAACGAUUUAAAGGCAGGUCCAGGUGGAAGUGGUGGUAACAACAACGAGGAGGCUAUGAACAACGCGAAAGGAGGUGCGGCGGAAGGGGUGCAUAAUCAGAAGCAAAAUUUCGAUCACUUCGGAAAAAAGAAUUUAAUGUAUAUAAAGAGUAACAAUGAUAAUAACGCGAAUUAUAAUUACUCCAAGAUGAAUAGAAAUCAGAACAAGUAUGGAAAUACCAAUUUUAGGGAUCAUCCCCAGGGGACAACUCCAGUGGGGACAACAGGGGUAGCAACACAAGGGGUGGCACCACAACGACCACUUCAGUCGAUUUCCUACAUGGGGAGAGACAAAUUAUACCAGAAAAAUGAGAGAGAACAUAAUACUAACAGCAACAUGAACAACGUCAUGGGUGGAAAGGGUAGCUAUAAGAACGAUACACUAGGGCCCAAGGAUAAAAUUUUGAAUGAGGACAAAUUUAUCGAAAAUAACAAAAUGAGUGAUAACGAUGUAGGAACAGGUUUGGGACAUAACGAGUUCCAGAGGAAUAAAAAUGUUCCCAAUAAUAAGGGUGGCAUGAUGAACGGGAAGAAUAUAUACAAAAAAGUAACAAACCAUAGUAAGCAUAAUGGAGACAUGGUUGUGGAUCACGAAAGAGCCACUACUAAUUACACAUUGAAACAAUAUAACCCUAAUAUGAGAAGAAACAUAUAUACCAAUUAUCCCCAUCCUUCUAAAAAUGAGAAAAAUAUGCCUCAACAUAAAUACACGGUUGAUAAAGAUGGAGGGAGAAAAAAAGAGCAUCAGAAUUUUUCCCUAAGUACCAUAGAUUCGAAUUAUUCUCAUCAAAAUACUUUUGACAAAAAGUUUGGUUCUAAAUUUGUCGACCCACAUAUCAUGGAUAGAAUGGAGGGCAUUAAGGAAAACCCAGCCGAUUUUAAUGCCCGCCUAGGUGAGAUCAAAGGGGACGGCAAAAAAUAUCCCAAAAGUUCGACUAACAAUAAUGAAAAUGGAAUGAACGCAUCCGAUAGAGGUGUCCCAUUAGGGGGUAAUGAGGAGGAUGAAUAUGUUGACACAUCCGAAUACAAUAAGAUCCCACAAUUGGUAGGUGUAGCCAACACCAACAAUUGCGUGAAUAAUAGUACAGGUGGUAAUAACGCUAAGCAAUCAUUUAGGAAUGAUGCAGGUAGUGUUCCUCCUAAUGGGAAUGGAAAUGCCACUUUGAGUGAGAAGCAAAGAUUAUUUGAUAGGGCAGAGAUGAAUGCUCCUUCGAAAAGUUAUGAAUAUAAUACAGUCGAUUCCGGAAAGAUUUCCCCCGAGUUUGGUAAUGAAAAUACGAAUAGGGUAAUAUGUGAGGGGAGAGGAGGAAACGUGGAUAAUGCGAAUGAUGUCGCCUCAAACGUGUCUGCGGUAAAUGUGAGUACAGUUAACUUGGCUAGUGCCAAUAGAAUGUCUAAAGGGAAUGUAGGUAACGGUACGCACCACAUGAGAGAUAAGACUCUUCCACAAAGUGUAAAUCCGUAUGGUAGUAGCCCCAAGUAUGAGGGCGCUAAACAUGUUAGGAAACGUUCCAAUAAUAUGCAAGGAACGUAUAAGGGAUUGAAAGGUACCAAGUAUGAUCCCGAAAAUGAUGAAGACUACCAGAGGUACCCCUCAUCAGAGGAUUAUAAUAAUAAUAGUAAACAUGUGAACAAUUUUUUUUACGAAAAUGUGAAUGACAACGAGGACGAACUUAUGAGUGAAAACGCCAAGGAAGAUGUUGACUUGGGAGAAAAAGAUUACAACCGAAGAAGGGAGCAGAAUUAUGCCAAUCGAAAUAUGAAUUAUAAAUAUUACCCAGAGAGAACUAUGAAGAGACUCCAUCACGAUACGAUGGUGAAUUAUCCAAAGGACAGUAAAAAGAGAGGUUCAUAUGGCACUGGCUUUAAGACUUACUCUGGGGAGUAUUACCCAGAGGAUGAAUGCAUGCCCCAGAUGAACCCUGCCUACGAGGAAUAUCCGGAGGAUGACUAUCCAGAUGCUUCCUACUCAGACAUGGAGAACCCUGAGGAUACGCAAAAUUACCAGAGGAGCUAUUCCCAUGACUCGAAAAGCGAAAAAGGCGCACUCACAAUCAUCAGACUACCAGCUGAGAACAAAAAACAAGUAAAAAAAAAAAAAAAGAACAUAGUUAGUUAUGGAAAGUCCUUAGUCGAAAUGUAUAGUACAGCAAUACCGAUAAACGAACAAGUGGACCCCUAUGCAUUAAAGGCACUGUCAAAGAACGAAAAUUUAAAUGAGAAAAUAUAUGCACUGAUUCCAAAGUCAGUGGUUGAGGUUAGUGAAUAUGAUGAUGUUACACAUGUUACAUUGCAGUCCGCUUCUCCCCUUUUUGUUAAUCAAAAUGAUAAUGUGAAGCAACACAUAAUAACUAGCACGAAUUAUCAGAAGAGCGAUGACAUUCCUAAUAUCGCAUCUUGUGUCGUUCCGGAAUCCGACGAAUCGUUGAAAGAGUCGCUGGAAAAAUCGAAGGAGUCUCUGAGCGGAGGAGAAAACGAUAAAAAUCUCAAGUCCAUAAUCAGGGGAACGUCGCUCCGAAACAAAAGUGGAUCAUCGCUGAGCGUGAAGUUUAUGUUAUCGCAAGGAAAAAAUGAAAAUAAAAGUAAGUCCCUAAAAGGAGAAGAUAGUGAGAUGGAAUUAAAUAAAAAAAUAGAAGAUCACAUCCUAUCAGAAGAAUUGAGAAAUUUAAAAAUUGACAAAACCAUCACGGAAAAAAAAAGGGCUUCCAUAUUUCAUGAGCCGAAAACAAGACUUAGACAGGAAAAGAAGAACGAGCCAAAUAAUAAAGUCGUUUUGGAUUCGAAUAAAGUAAAAAAUGCUACAGAAAUUAAGUUAAAAAAAAUUCAGCAUGUUACUGGGUUGCUCGAAAAAUAUGACAUACCCAACCCGUUUGAGAGCUACACCAUGGACCCUAUAGAUUACUCCCAAUUGGCUGGAAAGAACAACAGCGCAAAGUUGAUGAGCCUAGCCCACAUGGUUUCAAACAAUUAUUACAAGUACAUUUUAAAGAGCAUGGAAAAGGAAGAAAUUAAGGAAGUCUUCAACGAGAAGCGGAAGAAAAUGAUACUCAAAUUAAUAGCCCUGUUAGGCAACCAAAUAAAUUCAGAAAUAAAAAAAAAAUUCUCAGAGGCCAAUGCGGUGGACACAUCGAAGGAAAGCGAACUGAAAAAGGAAGACAAUGUGAAGCCAAAGAUGAGUCCAAAGGAAAGGGAAAUAAAAGUUGAAGAGCAUAAUUUGAUAUGUCAGUAUUGGGAAAAACAGAGUGAAUGUAUGAGCAUGCUAAUAAAGGAGUGGAAUAAGAUUUGCGAAAUUUUAGAGUCGAUAAAUGUAGAUCCUAAUAACAUGGUUAGUUCUCUGAUCUCCCUGUAUGGUGAAAAAACUGUCAGCGAUUUUCACCUCAGUUUUGACCAGAUAAAGGAAUCCAACAUUGAGUUGGAUGUGAAUGUUGAUGACAUUUCCAUUCCGAACAUUGGGGAAUCGCCCAAGAAUAAGUUCGAUCCAUCUGGACUGACAGUGGCGAGCUUGAUUCAGGACAUGAAAUGGGAUGUAGACCUCGAGUUCUCGCUUAACCAAAUAAGGGAAGAAUGGAAAAAUGAGAAUAAGCAAAAUAAGAAGUUGAUACAGAAGAAGAUUGUGGAAGGAAUAAAACACAGAAUAGGGCUCCUGGAUUACCUGAACAAUGUAGAAGUGAAUUUAAACGCAUUUGCCAAAAUAAUCGAAGGGAGGAUGAUAUCAAAUGAUGAUGUAAAAAGUCAGUUGAGGUCUAUGCAAGACUUAAAUGAGGAUGGAAUUUUGUCGAAACUUUUGGAAAACUUAGAAUGUAAUAAAAUGGAUAUAAAUGCAGAUUCGUUUAGAACUCCGACGUCGUUUUUCGUUUCUCAUCAUUUGCCUAUGACUAUGUGUUCACUAAGUGAUAAGUCUAAAAUGGAUGACGUGCAGGAGGGCGAAGAAAAUGGAAGUAGCGGUGAUGGGAACGGUAGCCACAGUGGAGAAGAACGCAGAAGCAGUAUUUGUGACGAAAGCGGUAAUGGAAGUGGGAAAGGAAGCGACAGCGGAAAGAGCAACGACAAUGGGAAGGUUGAUGAUUAUAAGCAGAAUGAGCGUGAAGAAAAUGAAAAAAAUUCUGAUGAAAAUAUGAGUGAAGAUAGGCAAAGUGUCAGCGAAGAGAAGGUAUGA